UGAGAAACACGAAGCCGCCCACAUAUUCUUUAUCAUCCUGUAGUCUUUUUAUUUGGUGUGCUUCUUUACAUUCUUUAAUUCAAAAAUGGCAAAACCGAUUUUAGGCUAUUGGGAACUCCGUGGAGUAGCAGAGCCUAUUCGUUAUCUUUUGCAUUACAAAAAGACAGAGUUUGAAGAUAAAAGGUACACAGCGGAUAUGACUGGAUACGAAGGAUGGCAAGAGGACAAGUUCAACCUCGGUCUGGAUUUUCCAAAUUUGCCUUACUACAUUGAAGGUGACCUCAAACUCACCCACAGUAUCGCCAUCAUCAGAUACUUAGGCUAUAAACAUGACCUAACUUUCAAGAACGAUGAACAGCAAUGCCGAACCAUGAUGGCAGAGCAACAGAGUGUUGAUUUUCGUUUAAAACUGAAAUCUUUCGCUGAGAGCGAUGAAUGUGAAGAGGCAGGAAAAGAUAAAUUUCUGAAGUGUGUCCAGCCCAUGUUUGAGCAAUGGGAAAAGUUCCUUGGAGACAGAAAAUUCAUGGCAGGAGAUGAUAUUACAUAUGUAGAUUUCAUGGUAUAUGAGGCCCUCGAUCUCUAUAGACUUUACCAUGAAACUAUUCUAGAUGAUUACCCGUCACUGAAAGCCUACUUCAGCAGAAUGAAAAACUUGCCAGAACUUCAGGAAUAUUUCAGUUCUUCAACUCGCAAACCUUGGCCGAUUUUUCCACAUAAGGCCAAAUUUGGCGGCAGUGGCGAUCCUCCAAAGCAUUUGUAACUUGAAUAUGAAAAUUUCUUGAUGUUCUAUGCAAUCUGGACGAAUUAAGAAGUAACUUUUUUGUUUCGUUCAGAAAUAUACAUGCAGUUCUAAGUUCUCUUUAUUAUUUUUUAAAUCCCUGUAAUUAUAUAUAUCAUUUUGAAUCAUUGAUAUAUUUGAUUAGCAAAGAUAAGUUCUAUUUUACCGAAAUGCAUAAUGACAGCCUUCUUUUUUAAGUUGUACAGUUACUAAUCAUUAUUAUUGAUAUUAAAUAGGUGUGAUAUGCCUGAUAAA
This is a messenger RNA of Argiope bruennichi, 1033 nucleotides long. RefSeq names its product glutathione S-transferase class-mu 26 kDa isozyme 7-like. The coding region runs from base 86 to 760 and encodes 224 amino acids. Gene Ontology annotation, biological process: glutathione metabolic process. Lineage: Eukaryota; Metazoa; Arthropoda; Arachnida; Araneae; Araneidae. Gene Ontology annotation, molecular function: glutathione transferase activity. The record is from RefSeq and is a predicted model, not a curated record. The transcript has a single exon.